Messenger RNA from Paramecium octaurelia, 484 nucleotides. NCBI's taxonomy places the organism in Eukaryota, Ciliophora, Oligohymenophorea, Peniculida, Parameciidae. The record is from the annotation of a GenBank genome assembly.
AUGGGAUAGAAUUAAUGUUGUAUUAUAUUUUUAAGGCAAAUUAACUGCUAAAAAUAAUAGUUUUGUCAUUUUGUUUCAAGCCACUUAAGGAAUUGUUUCAAACACAUUUAAUUCUAGAAUUGGGACAUUACUGUUGCUAACUAGAAUUGUUUGGGUGUUUGUGUUGCUGUGGCUGUGGUGUCAUUAUUUAUGAAUAAGAAAGUGAAAUCAAGUGUUGCAUUUGAAGGAGAGUUAAGUCUCAAAGGAUCUAUUUUUAGACAAUGCAAUCUGAGAGAUAGCAUCAUUUAGACAGCAGAAUCUGGAGUUGAGAGGUAAUAGCAUAAUUUAAUUGAGUAGCAUCAUUAUUCCAUCUUAGAAUGUGGGGGACAUUUACAACUUAGAACCUUCUAUUAAAUAGGGAAUUAGAUUAGUCGAUCACAUUGAGGAGGUUUUUCAAUUGGCAUUUGAAGAUGGAUUUACUUACUAACACUACCCUAAUUUAUGA